UCUCCUACAGCAAGGUUCUCUAAAAACUCGCAAAAAUGCUGAAGCUGGACACCAAAGGAGGCAUUAUCUGCACUGGCAUCUUGUCCAUAGCUUUUGCCAUUACCUAUUUGGCUUUUAUGGACGACUAUUUCUGGAGAAGUAGGCACUAUCCCUAUGUUUCGAAGAAAGGUUCACUGUACGAUCUUGGGAUACACAUUUCUGCUUUGCAAAUUUUUGGCAGCUUGUCCUUACUUAUUGGUGCUUUUAAGCAAAAUUACAAAUUCUUUGUGCCAUGGAUGAUUACCACAGGAUUCUUCUUCUAUCUAAUGCUUUACUUGACCAUUCAUCUGCUGACCACGAAUCUACGCUCCUGGAUCUUUAUUCCAGCGAUGGUGUUCCCAUUUACAGUUUAUCUGAGUUGCGCCUUUUACUCCGUGCAAAAGGAAUUCAACAGGAUGCGCAAGGACGAGCCGCCAGUAUAUAGCAUUUUGCCCGACAAAAAGAAUUAUAUUAGUCAUUUUUAAGUAUAUAAUAUAAAGUUCCUAUAAGUCUUGCCAAAAUAAAUAUGAAUAAAAAACCACUAA
This is a messenger RNA of Drosophila kikkawai, 563 nucleotides long. RefSeq lists its product as uncharacterized. Lineage: Eukaryota; Metazoa; Arthropoda; Insecta; Diptera; Drosophilidae. The record is from RefSeq and is a predicted model, not a curated record.